Morus notabilis is the source of this 2163-nucleotide messenger RNA. RefSeq names its product cytokinin dehydrogenase 1. Gene Ontology annotation, biological process: cytokinin metabolic process. The record is from RefSeq and is a predicted model, not a curated record. Gene Ontology annotation, molecular function: cytokinin dehydrogenase activity; FAD binding. The coding region runs from base 144 to 1835 and encodes 563 amino acids. NCBI's taxonomy places the organism in Eukaryota, Viridiplantae, Streptophyta, Magnoliopsida, Rosales, Moraceae. The transcript is spliced from 5 exons.
AAUCUUCUCUUUAAAUACUCGUCUCCAACCCUCAAGCUCUCCUACACCACUCCUGCUUUGCAUCACAAAGAACAGCAGAGGCCAGUUCUCUCUCUCUCUCUCUCUCUCCCUCUCUCUCUCUCUCUCAAUAUAUGAUCGUAUAAAUGUUGUCACACGUUUACAGAUUCCUCAAACAGAACAACGUUAUCCACCUCAAGCUUUUAAUGAUCUUACUAAUGAGCUGUAUACCCGAUAGAAUCGACCUAUCUUCCAACCACUUGGAGGCGACUCCACCAAUACCAUCACAUUUCAACUCCUCUAAUAUCCUUCCGUCUUUGAAAAAACUAUGCUUAGAUGGCUACUUUAGCUUUGAGAACAACCAAUACGCAGCCAGGGACUUUGGUAAUACACACCAUUUCCUUCCAUCAGCAGUUCUGCAUCCAAAAUCCGUUUCUGAUAUUUCCUCCACAAUAAAACAUAUUUUCGAUAUGGGGCCGGGUUCGCAACUUACCGUUGCCGCUAGAGGCCACGGUCACUCCCUCCAAGGUCAAGCACAAGCCCAUCAAGGUGUGGUUAUCAACAUGGAGUCGCUUCAGGAACAGGAAAUACAGAUUUACACUGGGGAGCAACCUUAUGCAGACGUUUCAGGUGGCCAGUUGUGGAUAAAUAUUCUGCAUGAGACGCUUAGAUAUGGGCUUGCACCCAAAUCGUGGACAGAUUAUCUUUACCUCACCGUAGGCGGGACUUUAUCGAAUGCCGGCAUUAGUGGACAGGCAUUCAAGCAUGGACCGCAGAUCAGUAAUGUCUACCAGCUUGAGGUCGUCACGGGAAAGGGUGAAGUGGUUACCUGUUCAGAAAACCAGAAUGCUGACCUUUUUUAUGCUGUCCUGGGAGGCCUUGGACAGUUUGGCAUCAUAACUCGGGCUAGAAUCUCCCUUGAACCAGCUCCAAAGAUGAUUAAGUGGAUUAGAGUUCUGUACUCGGACUUCUCAUCAUUUUCCAAGGACCAAGAACACCUGAUCUCAUCCCAAGAUUCAUUCAAUUACAUUGAAGGAUUCGUGAUUAUAAAUAGAACGGGUCUUCUUAAUACCUGGAGAUCUUCCUUUGAUCCUAAGGACCCAAUUCGAGCAAGCCAGUUUAAUUCAGAAGGAAGAACUCUCUACUGCUUAGAAAUGGCCUUAUACUUUAGUCCAAAUGAGGUGGAUAGUGUGAACAAGAAGCUGGAACGCUUAUUAUCGGAGCUGAGCUAUAUUCAUUCCACCCUCUUUCUAUCUGAGGUUUCUUACCUUGAAUUCCUAAAUAGAGUGCACUUCUCAGAAAGAAAACUUCGACAAAAAGGAUUAUGGGAGAUUCCUCACCCAUGGCUGAAUCUUCUAGUCCCAAAAAGCAAGAUAAACCAGUUUGCCGAAGAGGUUUUUGGCAACAUUCUUAACUACUCUAGCAACGGCCCCAUCCUCAUAUACCCAGUGAACAAAUCCAACAGGUGGAACAAUAAAACGUCCUUGGUUACACCAGAUGAAGAUAUAGUCUACCUGGUAGCAUUCCUAUCCUCUGCAACACCAUUUUCCACCGGAAAAGAUGGCUUAGAAAACAUAUUGACUCAAAACAAAAGAAUACUAGAGUACUGUGCCGAAGCUCGCCUUGGAACUAAGCAGUAUCUGCCUCAUUACAGCACCCAAGAAGAAUGGCGAGCUCACUUCGGCCCUAAAUGGAAAGCUUUUCAGCAAAGAAAAUUGGCCUAUGACCCUUUGGCAAUCCUUGCCCCUGGCCAAAGAAUAUUCCAAAAGGCAAUACCCCUCAAAACACACCUGGCAAACCAGCCACAGAGAAAGUACCCUGCGUCGUUUGGAGCCUAAUGAUUCCCAAACCUGUAAAUUAGUGCCGGUCACGUCGAAAUGUUCUUAGUCUCCACAAAAGACACCAAGCGAAACAGGGAACCUGAGUCUAUUUGACAAUUUUGUUGGGAACUUAAAAAAAUCAGAUCUAUAAUCAAACAUGAUGCUGUAAAAAAAUAGAAAAUUUACCUGUUUAAGGUUGUUUCUCAAUUCUAAAGAUAGCGCAAACCCCCCCUGUAUAUACUAAUAGUGGGCCAGUUAAUUUUAUGUGAUUUGCAUGCCAUAUGUUCAAAUCGGAUGACAAAUUGGUCUACAUGAAUAUGGAAUUAUAUGAUAGUAUAAAAUAGUG